Molecule: messenger RNA, 601 nt
Organism: Arachis duranensis
Lineage: Eukaryota; Viridiplantae; Streptophyta; Magnoliopsida; Fabales; Fabaceae
Exons: 2
Coding region: 8-517 (169 amino acids)
Source: RefSeq, a predicted model, not a curated record
UCAAUGCAUGAACGCAGAGAAGAGAAGCGAGAACUCAAAAAUUGGAGGAAGCAGCCAUCUAUCUCGUCGCCAUUUUCCAACGUCCAGUCAUCGUCGCCCUCCAUUCAUCACUGUUCUUCAACGUCCAGUCAUCGCCACCAUCCUCACUUCUACAAAAUCGUUGCAAGAAAUUUGUUCCGCCCUUGCUCACCAUGCUUUCGCCUCCUUUUCGGCCGAGCUUCCGCCUCUAUUUCACCGUGAUUCUGCAACUGUUUCGUCGAGGUUUUGUCGCUCUUCAGCCUUUGUUCCGCCAGGCUCCAGCUCUUGUCUCCAAUUAGAGCUGCUUAUCCCUCUGUUUCGCCAUCUCUCCAUUGCGUGUUGGAGCCUUUGUUCAGCCUCAGUUCCGCCGCUGUUCAACCCACGUUUAGCCUUCUCUGUCGCGUUUCAAAGCUUCAAUUCCCUUUCACUGUUCUGUUCAAAUUUCAGAACGUGCACCAACCUAAGCGUCGUCCCAUUGUUGGUUCUUAUACCACAAUAAUCAUGGAACAAAGUUGAACACUGAACGAAGUAGCUGAAAGUUUUUGAACAUUAGUUCUUUGUUCUUUGGUUUAGUAUUCUGCUG